AUGCCUUUUUCUUUUCCGUUUGAUUCACUUUUCGCUUUUUCGGGUAUGGGAGACAUGCCGCCGAAUUUUUUCGCUCACAAGCCAGAGACUUUCGACCAAGACUUGCCGCUGAUCGAGACCGGUGACUUGAACAUCAUUAGUGAGGCGGUGCCCGAGUUGGCAUCGUACGUGCAUUCAGCGGCGGUUCCGUCAGGUGCCGAGAUUCCAGAUUGCUCGAAAGUGUUUUCAUCAACGUCUGUCCCCGGAUUCACCCCGUCUGUGACCGAAACUACAGUGACGAAAGACAGGUUUGAACGCAAAGCGUCGUUUUCUUCCAACUUCUCGCUUACCAGCGCCGACUUCCAAUUUUCACCCGUCCACGGCAUCUUCGCCAGCCUCUCGCCUGAUGCUGACGUUACGCUAGACGAAUCGAAGGAUGCGAUGGACAGCGGAUGUCAGAGGAUGAUGUUGUCAGACGUGCGCUCUGAACCGAUUCGAAUCCCGACGAGAACUGGUGCCUCCGGCACAAGAACAUAUGACCCAAGAAAUUCCGACCGCCGUUCUCCUGACGAUUGUUCACGUUCUGAAGUUCCACAGUGUCAGGACGUUGAAGAUGUUGCUGGAAGCUUACAGGAACUGAGCUUCACGUCCUUCUCUGCGUCCAACAGUCAUUAUCAAACGCCGUCUCAUUCCAUCUUCCACCCGAAGGUGUCAUUGGACGAUUCCCAAGUGCAUUUGUAAGU
This is a messenger RNA of Soboliphyme baturini, 722 nucleotides long. The record is from the annotation of a GenBank genome assembly. NCBI's taxonomy places the organism in Eukaryota, Metazoa, Nematoda, Enoplea, Dioctophymatida, Soboliphymatidae.